AUGUCGCGUGGAAGCAGUGCAGGCUUCGAUCGUCAUAUUACAAUCUUCUCUCCAGAGGGAAGAGUGUACCAAGUUGAAUAUGCUUUCAAAGCGAUAAAUUCAACGAAUUUGACAGCUGUCGGUGUAAAAGGUGUCAACUGUGCUGUUGUCGCAGUACAGAAACGUGUACCUGAUAAGCUGAUUGUGGCAGAUUCUGUGACAAGUUUGUAUCAAUUAACGCCAACGAUUGGCUGUGCAAUGGUGGGAAUGAUACCGGAUAGUAAAUUCCAAGUGAAACGAGCUCAAAUAGAAGCAGCGGAAUGGAAGUACAAGAAUGGUUACAACAUGUCGGUAGAGCAGCUUAGUAAGAGAAUGGCUGAUCUCAAUCAGUAUUAUACUCAGAAUGCUGAGUUACGUUCAUUGGGUUGUGUUAUGCUGCUGAUCUCAUAUGAUGAUGAGGAGGGACCUCAGAUAUUUCGCGUAGAUCCAGCUGGUUAUUAUCGAGGAAUGCGUGGUGUUGGUGUUGGUGUAAAACAACAACCUGCAAAUAGUUUUCUGGAGAAAAAGCUCAAGAAAAAAACUGAUUACGAUUACGAAGGUACAGUGCAGUUAGCUCUUGAAUGUUUGCAAUCAUCCUUGGGCGUUGAUUUAAAGGCAUCAGAAGUUGAGGUUGCCGUUGUUACAAAAGAUAACAAAAAAUUCAGGAAACUGCCAAAUACAGAGGUUGAUCAUCAUUUGAACGCUAUCGCUGAAAGAGACUGA
Brugia malayi is the source of this 741-nucleotide messenger RNA. RefSeq lists its product as uncharacterized. Bases 1 to 741 code for a protein of 246 amino acids. NCBI's taxonomy places the organism in Eukaryota, Metazoa, Nematoda, Chromadorea, Rhabditida, Onchocercidae. Gene Ontology annotation, biological process: ubiquitin-dependent protein catabolic process. The transcript is spliced from 7 exons. Gene Ontology annotation, cellular component: proteasome core complex, alpha-subunit complex; nucleus; cytosol. The record is from RefSeq and is a predicted model, not a curated record.